This is a messenger RNA of Dacryopinax primogenitus, 702 nucleotides long. RefSeq lists its product as uncharacterized. The transcript is spliced from 6 exons. Lineage: Eukaryota; Fungi; Basidiomycota; Dacrymycetes; Dacrymycetales; Dacrymycetaceae. Gene Ontology annotation, biological process: mitochondrial respiratory chain complex I assembly. The record is from RefSeq and is a predicted model, not a curated record. Gene Ontology annotation, cellular component: membrane. Bases 1 to 702 code for a protein of 233 amino acids.
AUGCUUUCUGGGAGAUGGGGAAUGAGCAGGUAUCUGGUUGGUUAUGAUCUUGAGGGCAACCGAUUUUAUGAAUAUCCCGGCCACGCAGCUGUCGCUGGCAGAACACGAAGAGUAGUGAAGUAUCGCAGACGACUAGUCCACCCAGAAUAUGUGGACGAGCAACGGAAUCUGCCAGUACAAUGGCAGGCCUGGCUAUCUCGUCUACGUGAAGCCCCACCCACACCCGAGGAGCUUCAAACCGAACGGUUGCGCUUAAAACAACUUGUCGACAAUAUUGCGCAGAUUGAAGAACGCGAACGAGGUGCUUCGCUUCUCUCUUCCCCGUCCAGCUCAUCUACACCUCUCAAAACGGGCGAAAUACCCGUUAUCGACGCCGCGCCAGACGUGUGCCCCCCAUCCACACUAGCAACUCGACCGUCUAUGGGAAGUGAUACUCUUAGCCGAGAGGACCAAGAACUGCUAAGGAAGCGGGAAGUAAUGAGCCAGUCGCCUCUUAGCGCGUACAGGCCAGUGGAGGCGGGCGAUGUGAAAACACCGAUAGGACGACAGCCCAAUCCUGCAUCGACGCUUCCCACGGCGGAUGCACAAUCAGAACCAACAAGAGAACAGUCUCCUUUCCCCAGUAGAACCCCAGGUGCAGAUGAGCCAGUGGGAUGGCAGCCCAGUGCAGCACCGAGACGGAGAGGUGGAGCAGCAAAAUAA